UCGUAAACGACAUAGCUUCAUUUUACGACAAACAAAAGAUAGGAGGUCCUGACACACCUAAAAUGACUUUGAAAAUCUUUCGAGCAAUUAUCAUGGGCCCUCCGGGCUCUGGUAAAGGAACCGUAUCAUCAAGGAUUGUGAAAGAUUUUAACAUUAAACACCUGUCAAGUGGGGAUAUUUUGAGGUCACAGAUUUUAAAUAAGACAGCUGCGGGCAUGGCAGCAAAGAAAUAUAUAGAUGAGGGCAACCUGGUGCCAGAUGAUGUGAUGGUCAAUCUCAUCAUAGGAGAGCUGCAUCCCCUAAAACAGAACUGGCUCCUUGACGGUUUUCCCAGGACGGUUCCCCAAGCAGAGACGCUUUACCAGAAGGAGCCGGUGGACGUUGUCAUGACUCUGAACAUUCCAGACAAAAUUAUCAUCAACCGAAUCAAGGGCCGCUGGACACAUGCACCCAGUGGCCGUAUUUACCACACUGAGUUCAACCCACCUAAAGUCCCAGGUGUAGAUGAUGUGACUGGGGAACCGUUGCUUCAACGUGAUGAUGAUAAGGAGGAGACGGUUAACCGCCGCCUGCAGGCUUACUGGAAACUCACCCAGCCAGUACUAGACUUCUACAGGGAGCUUAGCAUUCUGGAGGAAUUCAAGGGAAAGUACUCAAACGAAAUCUGGCCACACGUUCACAAGUUUCUGUCUACCAAGAUCACACCAACCCAGUAUACAGAGUACAAGGGAUUCUCCUAGCAUUAAAGUUAAUACAUGUAUAUAGAACUAUCAUACUAAAAUUGGUCAAUAUCUUUAUCAAAGUGUUGAAGAAAUUUAAUCAAAAGUGAUAAGUUUUAUGUUACAAAUCAUGUUUAAAUUUUUACAAUAUUUUAAAUUUUGAAAGGCAUCUACCAGAAAAUUUUAUACACUUAAUUUGUAACUCAGGAACUUACUGUUUUACUCCAAGAAGGAGUGUGUAUUCUUACAUUACUACAAUCAAGGGACUGUUCAUUAAAAGCAUUUGAUACACUAUUAAAAAAUUGAAUGAUUAUCAGCUUUUAAUCACAAAACUGACUCUAAUGAGUGAGACUGUCUACUGAUUGCUAUUUUGUGUUUAUUUUGACAAAUGGAUAAAGUGAACGUUAAUGUGAGAGCGUCCCUUAGCAGUUAUAUUUUUGGAAGAUUUGUUAGUUGUUUAUAGUAAUUUUACAUGUCUCCUUGUGAGAAUUGGUUUGUUAUCCCCUGCGGAAAGAUUUCUGCAAAGGGAUAUAGAUUUGGGGUUGUCCGUCCGUCUUUCCAUCUGGAGCCAUUUCUAUUUAACUAAUGGGCAUAAAUUAAUGAAACUGAUGUCAUGUGUGUAUAACCAUAGCAUGCUGGAAUUCAUCCUGUACACUUCUUUGCUUACACACACAGUAAGAGCAUUCUGGUGCAUGCCACCACUAGUGCAACAGCGCCACCACUUUUAUAAAUAUGCGCAUAUUUCCUUUUUAAGAAGUGCUUAUUAGUUUUGUUGUGAUCCGGCAUAAGUACUAUACAUAACAGUUUUGUUUGCAUGGGCCAGAAUGCUCUUACGGUGAUUUAAGCAACGAAGUGUACUUGAAAUGCUAGCAGAUCUCAAAAUAUGCACAAGUCCGAUUCGGGAGAAAAGCUCCUGGCACCACAGUUCGCACAAUAUUGAAACGAAAUAGUAUCCAGCCUGCAGUAGACAUGUUCUUCGAUUUUUGAAAUAUGUCCGUUAAAUAAAAUUACCAAAUAAAAUAUAAACCAUACUCACGUGUGUUCAUGUUAACAUAGGGAACAGCCCCACCACGGAAGUGUCUACAGCUCAUUUCCUUUGCACCACUGUUAAGUGGUGGAGCUGGCGUUUAGAGGCCAUGGUAUUAUUACAAUGUAACUUAAUAGGACAGACAUUAACAAUGUGAAUGGCUAUUUUUAUUUAUAUGUCAAGGGCAAAUUUAUCCCAGGGACAAAAUUAAUAUGUUUAUAUAAACCCAAAUAUGUGCUGGAGUAAAUAUACGUGCUGGGGUAAAUUUCCCUUCAUUGGCAAUUUGCCCCAUGUCUUGAAGAUGAGUAAAUUGUUUUAGAUUUCAACUCUUUGUUUAAUCUUAUAGUCAUAUGCUUGGAGAUGGACAAACCAAACUUUUAAAAAUAUUAUUAUUUAAUGAACAUUUGUCUUCUUUCACUUUGAACACUUUUUCAGGUAAAUUUGUCACUUUAGUGUAACCUUUUUGCAAAAAAUAGAAGUAAUUUUUUUUAAUAUUUAUCUCACAAGUUGCUUAUUAUAGCUUUAUUGAUAUGAUUUGUUUAUUUUCCAACACCAACUAUUGGCGUUUUACCAAAAUAUUUCAGUGUUUUUCAAUUACAAUAUAAACGCAUCCUAAAUAUUAUAGGGACAAAUUUGUCCUUGUGUGUAUAUUUGCCCAUGGGGGUUAACUUACAUCUAGGAGGGGGAAAUGUUGUUCAUAUAAACAGGGUAUAGAGUGUGAUUCUUAAGAACAGAGUGAUAGAUACAACAAAAGUUAUUGCCAUUUUUUUAGGGAAAAGCUAAAAAUUGGCCAUAAUAUAUAUGGGAGCGAUAUAUUUAUUCAAAAAUCUGAGCUAACAUAGUUUUUACCCAAUCAAUUCUUAAAAUUUACCUAAAACUGGGGUCUUGAAAUAGUUAAAUACUUAAUACUAUGAUUCAUACAUUGAGGGAUAUCAACUGUUACAUUUGUUUUUUGUUAUAAUGUUAGAAUUCUAUUUAAUGGUGUUCGAUAUUAAAAUUAUUCACAGGAAUCACAGUGAGUCUGCUUGUCUUUCCCUUUUCAAUCACAGAAUGAUUUUCUGAACUUGAUUGUGUUAUACUUGUCCAUGUCCAUGGGUGAAUUUGAUGUACAAUUAUUUGCUCACCAUGAUCAUUGCUACCGUUCAAUAUAAAUGGGCAUGUUCUUUAACCACAUAAUGUACCAUGAUCAUUGUUACUGCUUAUUUACUAGUACACAAUGUAUGUCGUGUUCUUUGACCACAUAAUGUACCAUAAUCAUUGUUACUGCUUAUUUACUAGUACACAAUGUAUGUCAUGUUCUUUGACCACAUAAUGUACCAUGAUCAUUGUUACUGCUUAUUUACUAGUGCACAAUGUAUGUCGUGUUCUUUGACCACAUAAUGUACCAUGAUCAUUGUUACUGCUUAUUUACUAGUACACAAUGUAUGUCGUGUUCUUUGACCACAUAAUGUACCAUAAUCAUUGUUACUGCUUAUUUACUAGUGCACAAUGUAUGUCGUGUUCUUUGACCACAUAAUGUACCAUGAUCAUUGUUACUGCUUACUUACUAGUACAGAAUGUAUUCCAUGUUCUUUGAGCACAUAAUGUACCAUGAUCAUUGUUACUGCUUAAUUACUAGUACAGAAUGUAUGUCAUGGUCAUCAUGUUCUUUGAGCACAUAAUGUACCAUGAUCAUUGUCAGAGUUACAGAUAAGUUUUCCAAUGUAUUUGAGUAUGUAACUCCAUACUUUUGAAAAAAAAAUGGGUACCUCACAAAAAAUGAGUUUUUCAAGUUUUAUUACCCCAUCGUUUGAUUUUAAUUGAGUGACAACACUGAACAAUGGUCUUUUAUUAGUGUGAUUGGAAACAAUAAAAAUGAGUGACACGGAGUGUUUAAAGUUGCUGUAUAACGUAAAGUUCACAUUAGAAAAUUAGAAUUUCAACACAUACAUAUUUAACACUUUAGAUAAACUUUACAAUAUCUAGAAAAACUAUGUACAACAUAAACAAUCUGAUCAAUUAAUGACCCUGCGAUGUCUUUAACAUGCAUAACAGCACUGAUUCUGUAAUAAAUGUAUUCAAUAUGUCACCAAGUAUCUUCGAUGAUGACAGUUGGUAUAAAUAAAGUGUUAAUAUGUU
Messenger RNA from Mya arenaria, 3864 nucleotides. Its product is annotated as GTP:AMP phosphotransferase AK3, mitochondrial-like. Gene Ontology annotation, biological process: nucleobase-containing compound metabolic process. The transcript has 5 exons. The record is from RefSeq and is a predicted model, not a curated record. Gene Ontology annotation, cellular component: cytoplasm; mitochondrion. Bases 63 to 740 code for a protein of 225 amino acids. Lineage: Eukaryota; Metazoa; Mollusca; Bivalvia; Myida; Myidae. Gene Ontology annotation, molecular function: AMP kinase activity; ATP binding.